Molecule: messenger RNA, 6457 nt
Organism: Lathyrus oleraceus (garden pea)
Lineage: Eukaryota; Viridiplantae; Streptophyta; Magnoliopsida; Fabales; Fabaceae
Exons: 10
Coding region: 777-6023 (1748 amino acids)
Source: RefSeq, a predicted model, not a curated record
UCUAUCUCUUAAAACCCUAGUGUUCUCUUUCUAGGAACCACUGAAUAAAUCUGGUUGCGUCUAUGGCUUUCCGUAUUGGGCACAAUUUCUGCUACUCGUGUUGUUGUUUUCUGUCCCUUACUCAAUUCGAAUGCCGAUUUUGAGCUUGAAUUGUUCUGUAUUUCCGAUCUUUUGCGUUCUGGAGAUGGUUUUGAGAUUUUGGAGUGAUUUUCGGUUAUGAGAUGAGCUCAGCUGAUGAGAAAGUAGGGGGGGAAAUUGUAAUUGAGUUUUGUGUUUCUUGCUUUCAUUCAUUUCUUUAGGAACUGAAAAAUUUUCAGCUUAGUUUUGGUUUCUCCUGCAUUGUGGAGGAGACUGUGAAUUCUUUGCAUGCCAAUACGAGCUUGUGGUCUAUGAAAAUUGAAGGAGAGGGUUUCUUCUACUGGGAAAUAGAGUCUCUUAAAUAAUUUAUUUAUGCUAUUGGAUUUCUCUGUUAGUAUUAUGUUAGAUAAUGAAGAUGGGUUAGUUAAAAUUCUAUCCCAGUGAAUGCAAUAUGAGUAUAGAGCUGGAAGCCAUGAACAGAGGUGGUGGAUUCUUGUGGUGAAACUCUUUUUACAGUUGUAGUUGAAGUGUAUGUGUGCACACAAACAAAAAGGGGUCGUGGUUGAGGAGUAAAUGAUAGUUGCUCAGAGGAGUGCUUUUGGACAUAAUAAUUGGAGAAACUUUUUCUUGAUCUUCCUUGAUUCAUUAAGGCUUCUUAUAAAUAGCUGUAUGCUGAAAAAUUGCAAGCUGGGUCAUCUAUGCCUGGAAACGAGGUAGGAGACAGGGUCCAUAAUUUUUUUGGUCAAGAAAACUUGUCCCAGGGCCAGUAUCACUCACAGGCAGUUGACGGGAACUGGCCUGGGCUAAGCAACAAUUUGUGGGCUGGCAGCCAGAGACCAACUGGUGGUCCUUUUCUUUCCAAUUUGAAGAAUUUUAAUCUACAACAAUCAGAUUCUGAGCAACACACAAGUGCUCUACAUCUGCGACAUGGUUUGAACCUAGCACAAUCAAAUCAGAGGCCUGACAUUGGCAGAAAUCAAACCCCAAACCAGCAAACAGCUGUUAAUGGCUAUAUGCAAGGACAUCAGGUUUUCCAGUCUAGGCAAAAUGAAGCAAACAUUUUGGGAGUGGAUACAGGAGCUGAUUUGCAUGGCAUAUCAAGUCUAUCAAGAGGAGUAACAGUGCUCGAGUCACAGCAAGGGUCUGGUCUUGACCACUAUAAGAAAAGCUUAAAUAGGACCGAUGCUACAGAGUCUCCUGUAAAUUAUGAUUUUUUUGGCGGUCAACAGCAAAUAAGCAGUCGACAAUCAGGCAUGCUUCAGUCUUUUCCUAGACAGCAGUCAGGGAUAAAUGACAUGCAGCUUUUACAACAACACGCAAUGCUCAACCAGAUGCAAGAACUUCAAAGGCAGCAACAAUUUCAUCAACUAGAAGCGAGGCAACAUUCCAUGACUCCAGCUUCCUCCAUUUCAAAACAGACAGUUGCAAGCCAUUCUGCAUCUCUUAUUAAUGGCAUUCCCAUCAAUGAGGCAUCUAACCUUAUGUGGCAGCCUGAAGUUAUGGCAGCUAAUACAAAUUGGCUCCAGCGAGGUGCAUCUGCAGUUAUACAAGGAUCCGCUAAUGGUUUUGUGUUAUCCCCAGAACAACUGCGCCUGAUGGGUUUGAUUCCUAAUCAGGGGGAUCAGUCUCUUUACGGCCUUCCAAUUUCUGGCUCAAGAGGUGCACCUAGCCUGUACUCUCAUGUUCAAGCAGACAAGUCGGCAAUGACUCAGGUUUCUAUCCAAAACCAGUAUUCUCUCGUUCAAGGCGACAAACAAUCAUUACCAUCCAUAUCAACCAGCGUUAAUGCAUUUCCAGCUCACCACUAUGCUGCAAUGUCAGAUCAAACUAACCUAAAUGAUGCAACUUCAGUUUCUAGACAAGAUAUUCAAGGAAAAAAUAUGUUUGGUUCAGUUGCUCCUGGUAUUAAUAGUGGACUAAAUAUGGAGAACUUGCAGCAAAUGAAUUCUGCGCAAAGAGAUGUACCAAUGGAAGAUUUUCAUGCGAGGCAAGAACUGGCUGGAUCUUCUGAGACUUCACAGGACAAGUUGGUAGUGCAGGCUCCUCCACAUAAUGUGGCUACACUAGAUCCAACAGAAGAAAAAAUUUUGUUUGGUUCUGAUGACAAUCCUUGGGAUGGAUUUGGCAGGAAUUCUGGUUUCAAUAUGCUGGAUGGUUCAGAUGGUUUUAGUGGAUUUCCAUCUCUUCAAAGUGGGAGCUGGAGUGCACUUAUGCAGUCUGCUGUAGCUGAAACUUCUAGUAGUGAAGUGGGUAUUCAAGAGGAAUGGAGUGGUCUAAGUUCCCGGAAUACUGAACGUUCAUUGCCAAAUGAAGGACCUUCACCAAUUGAUAGCAGCAAACAACAAUCAGUUUGGCCUGAUAAUAAUUUGCAGUCAGUCCCCAAUAUAAACUCAAGGCCCGUAACUCGUCAAGAUGAACUUAGCAGGCCCAAUUCCACUGUAAACUAUUCUGGUCUUCCUGGAUUUCAUCAGCCAGGUGCUGAUACUGCACAGGAACAGCAUAACAGGUUGCAUGCAGAUUCUUCUCAAAGAUCAAUUCCCCAGAUUUCAGAAAGAGGUAAAUGGCUAGAUUGCAGCCCUCAGCAUAAACCAGGGGCAGAAGGAAGUCAUAUUUAUGGAAAUGCUGCUAAUUCCUCAGGUUUAGAAAUAAAUGAAAACAUUCAAAUCAGUGAGCCAUUGAAUAUAUCUAAUGGAUGGAAUUAUGUCAAAUCAGCCCCACCUGAUAACAAUCCUACUCCUAAAACUCGUGAAAAUGAAAAUGUGUUUCAGCCCCAUCGAGAUACAGGCCAGGUUCCUACAUUGUGGGAGCCUGAUUCUGAUAAUAAUUCAUCUGUUGCGCUGGAACAUGUAAAGUCUGCAGGUAAUAUGCAGGUUUGUGAGGAAGAUUCUGGUAUGAAUGGUGUCGCUGCCAUGCCAAAUUCUGGUGCUACAUGGGUAAGCCGACCAAGCAACCAUCAACAUUCUAAUGUUGACACACGGAGGAAUACAGAUUCUGUGGGGAGCUAUGGAAGAAAUGAAGGCGCAGGGAAGUAUAUGCAUCAUAUGGAGAAGAAUCCUUUAGUUUUGGAGUCAUUACAGAACCAGAUGUCAGAAGGAGAAGCGUAUGAAAUAGAAAACUCAAAUAAAAAGGAUAAAUCUGCUGAUGGUAUGGAGUCUAAUCCCUCCUAUCACCGAGCUAGUGGCGUGAGAGAAAAUUCCAGUUUUGACGGAAGUGAUUUGCACAGCCCAAAGUUACCUGGUCAGGGAAAUCGAAGACCUCCUGUAACUCGUAAAUUUCAGUAUCACCCAAUGGGGGAUGUUGGUGUUGAGACGGAAUCUUAUGAAAACAAACAUGUAAAUUCACAGCCUAUUCCCCAUCAACCCUUUGGAGGGCUUAAAGGUCGGGACCAGAGCUACCCCGGGCAGUCAAAAUAUGGUCAUUCUGAUCGGGAUUAUACUGAAACAGAGAAGAGGCGGGAACUUGUUUUUCAGGGUGACAAAAAAAGCUUUGAAGACAAUGCUUCAAAAAGUGAACUGUCUAGUCAUGUACCGAAAACAUUGAUGCCAUUUGAUAGAAAUGUUGGUAAUUAUGCCUCAAACAAGACUGCUUCACCCAGUCAAAAUAUUCUUGAGCUUCUUCAUAAAGUGGAUCAGUCAAGGGAGCAUGGCUUUGCAACAAAUACGAGCACUUCUAACUGCCAUUUAUCUUCCAGGGUGAUGGAUACCGAAUCUCCUAAUGGGUCUAUUGUACAUCCUCAACGAAAUCAAAGCUCUUCGUCUCAGGGCUUUGGUUUACAAUUGGCUCCUCCUACUCAAAGGCUUCCUACGGCGUCUUCCCAUGCUACAUCACAUGUUGCAUCUGAGAUGAUAGAUAAGGGUACUUGGUUGGCUGAUGCUCAGACUAUUCCUUCUCGAGAGUCAUCUCAUGAAAUUAGAAGCAACAUUGUUGGUUCCCCAAGGCAAGUUUUUGAUAAAGCUUCACAGUAUAGUCCACUGGGAAAUACUCAACAGGCUUUCUCAUCUGGCUUUCCUUUCUCCAGGAUCCAUGCACAAAAUCAGAAUAUGGCUAAUCUUGGAGGACAAGUAGCAAGUACUCAAUGUGAUAGUGCAAGUCAUGUUGAUCGAAUGGCUUCCACUAAUCAGAUAGAUGAAUAUUGUGAAAGAGCUCAAACUAGUCAAUCUGCAGUGUCAUCUGCUCAGGACCUUCCCAUGCCAAGUGGUAUAAAUCAAAUCCAUCCUGGAGAUCCUGCCAUGCAAAUUUCAGCAUUGGAGACUGGCACAGCUCCUCAUCUUUCUGUAACGUUUAAUCCAUCUCUACAUGGUACCCCGUCAAAAGUUUUACGCAAUGUAUGGACAAAUGUUUCUUGCAUGCAACAGCCUACUGCUUUGAAGGCUCCAUCCCAUCCCCAACCAAAUAGUAUCUUUGAAACUGCAACAAGGCCACAAAAGCCACAUGUUGAAGAUUCAGAAAGUGAUGCUAAUGAACGCUCUGGGAAACAGAUGUUGCUUGAAGUUGUUGAUGCUGCUGAUGGGACUGCAAGCGCUUCAUGCGUGAAGGAACAUGUUGUGAAAAGCACACCGGAUGCAUCUCAAUCUAGCCAAGCUGCGACUCCUAGAGAUAUUGAGGAUUUUGGCAGGUCUUUAAGACCAAACACUUUCUUGCAUCAUAAUUUCUCUACACUAAAUCAACUUCAGUCCAGGAAAAAUAUGGAUAUCAAUCCUAUUGAUCAAGAUGUCAACAAAUUCAAAGUAUCAGAUGAUGUCGGGGAUAGACAGUUUGAUUCUAAUCAUGGACAACGGUCAUACGGAUACAACUACACAGUUGAAGAUGUUUUGGGUAAUAAUUCUUCAGUGCCAGGUAAUGGACGAGAAACUAAUGCAUCUUCUGAGGUGGUUGAGUAUGGUCAGAAAAAUGCUGCUAAUAGCAACAAUGUUACUUCUCUUAGAAGUGAUCAUUCUAUAAUAAAUCCUCAAAUGGCUCCAUCAUGGUUUGAGCAAUAUGGAACUUUUAAAAAUGGCAAGAUGUUGCCAAUGCAUGAUGUACGUGCAAUGACUCCAAAAAUUAUGGACCAGUCUUUUAUUGUGAAGAACCAAUCUGCCAGUAUGCAUCUUGGCAGUUCAAUGGAGCAAGUAAAUACUGAUCAGCAUGGUCAUGCCAGGCUAAGUCCAAUUCCUACUUCAGUUGUAAGUGUCAAUGUGCCUUCUCAGUUAUUGCCUCCUGCUGUUGAGCCUGAUUUGCAUGUUGCGAGACCAAAGAAGCGUAAAAGUGCCACUUCAGAACUCAUGGCAUGGCAUGAAGAAUUGAAACAGGGUUCUGAAAGGCUUCGAGAUAUCAGGGUGGCAGAAUUAGACUGGGCUCAAGCUGCAAAUAGAUUGAUUGAGAAGGUUGAGGAGGAUGCUGAGCUGGUAGAAGUUUUGCCAACAAUGAAGUCAAGAAGAAGACUUGUCUUGACAACACAGCUUAUGCAGCAACUACUUAACCCUCCUCCAGCUGAAGUUCUCUCUGCAGAUGUCAAGUUGCAUCAUGAUAGUGUGAUUUAUUCUGUUGCUAGAUCAGUGUUGGGAGAUGGUUGCAGUUCUGUCUCAGUGCGUGGAAGUGAUUCGCCAGUGCCAGCGACUAGCAAAAACCUCCUGCCCAAUAAGCUUAAAUCAUCUGAUAAAAUUGACCAGUACAUUUUGAAAGUCGAAGACUUUUCUGAUAGGGCAAGGAAGCUGGAAAAUGAUAUGUUGAGAUUGGAAAGCAGAGCCUCAUUUUUGGACUUAAGAAUUGAGUGUCAUGAUUUAGAAAGAUUUUCUGUCAUCAAUCGAUUUGCCAAAUUUCAUGGACGGGGGCAGAAUGAUGGGGCAGAGACUUCACAAUCCUCAGCAGCAACGGCGAAUGCUCCGAAAUCAUUUGUCCAGAGAUAUGUUACUGGAUAUUCAAUGCCGGAAACUUUCCCAGACAGGGUACAAUGUCUUUCACUUUGAUAAUUAAUUAAUUCAUUUGUCCAUCUUUCUUGGUCGGUUUUCUACGCAAUCUCCUGUUUUUGGUCCUUUUCUUUCAAGUUAUAUUAUUGGACAUCAUCGCCAUAGAACCAUACAACUGGCAAUGUAGGAGAAGAAUGGUACUAGGUUGCCUCCUCAACCAAUGGAGGCUGUUAGAUCUUUCCCAUCUAUAUUUUGUAUGUAUGUAUGUAUGUCUAGAUCUUCGCAAUCUAGUUAUCUUUAACUUUUGGUUUUCAGGUUCCAACCCUUUUGUAUAUAUUAAGAUAAUAUAUGCAGUUUACUUAGUUUAACCAUACCAUUUUGCUCGUUGUCUGAUUAGUUACCAUAAGCUGGUCAUUGUGUCUUUGGAUAAAACAUAAGAUGUUCAGUGUUAACUCAAUCAUUUCUUUUCUCUCAAUUCCAAUCAUUUUCCUGUA